This is a messenger RNA of Agrilus planipennis (emerald ash borer), 602 nucleotides long. Its product is annotated as talin-2-like. Gene Ontology annotation, biological process: cell-cell adhesion. Bases 168 to 587 code for a protein of 139 amino acids. The transcript has 4 exons. Gene Ontology annotation, molecular function: integrin binding. The record is from RefSeq and is a predicted model, not a curated record. NCBI's taxonomy places the organism in Eukaryota, Metazoa, Arthropoda, Insecta, Coleoptera, Buprestidae. Gene Ontology annotation, cellular component: focal adhesion; plasma membrane.
AAUAAUACUGUUAAAUAUUUUAGGCUCUUAAUUCAAGCAAUGGCGCAAAAUCAGGAGUAACACGGGAAGAUUUGAUUCGUUGCACAAAAGCUAUUACAAAAGCAACUUCAAAGUCGGUAGCCGCUGGGAUAAGUAACAAACAAGAUGAUAUAAUAUGUGCUGCUAAUAUGACACGGAAAGCUAUUUCUGACAUGCUUGUCAUAUGCAAGAGUACUGCAUAUAAUUUAGCAGAAAAUAAAGAGUUACGAAAUCGAAUAUUACAAGCAGGACUAGAUUGUGCUCAUCAAUCAAGGGAACUUUUGUCUAUAAUAUUGCAAGGAAAUGAUGCAAAACAUGCAUUACCGCAACAAUCACGACUUAUAGCACAAUCUGUAACAGAACUUGUCACUGUUGCUGAACUAUUAAAAGGAUCGGAUUGGACAGAACCCGAUGAUUUCACAAUAAUUGCCGAAAAUGAGUUGCUUGGUGCAGCUGCAUCUAUAGAUGCUGCAGCCAAAAAAUUAGCAGGACUUCAACCAAGAAAACAAAUUACUAAGGUAAAUGAAUAUUUUUUCAAGCAUAUUAAUUUAUUCAAUUAUCACAGUUAAUUGCACAUAUAUUCA